Messenger RNA from Diversispora eburnea, 483 nucleotides. The record is from the annotation of a GenBank genome assembly. NCBI's taxonomy places the organism in Eukaryota, Fungi, Glomeromycota, Glomeromycetes, Diversisporales, Diversisporaceae.
AUGGUACAAAUUUCAAGAAAAUUUCUGAAAUUCUUGAAACCAAAUCAGAAACUCAAGUUGACUUCUCCAUCCGGAAAUUAUAAUCGAUCAAGUUCUCCACAAUCAUCAGUAAAAAUUGAUAUCACAUUUAUUGAACCAAUCAACAGACGACAAUAUAUCUCACGAGAAUUGGUUCAAUCAUCAGACAAUCCAAUUGUUAUUGAUGUAGACGCAGAAGAAUCAAGACCUCCUGAAGUAAUGUCAUCAUUUAUUUCAUCAAUACCCGUUACUCAAUCUACUCAAUCUACUCAACCUAAUCAACCUCUUAAUCUCACAAAACAUACCACAACAUCGACAGGAUUGGUAGAACUAAAUCAAUUUCGACAAUCAAGUUCCCUUCCUCAAGUGUAUUAUUCAUCAAAUACUCUACCACCUCCGCCACCACAUCAUUCUGUUCAACUACAAGGACCUAAUAACAUGACACCUAGUAACCCAAUAAUAUAA